Molecule: messenger RNA, 1339 nt
Organism: Cucumis melo (muskmelon)
Lineage: Eukaryota; Viridiplantae; Streptophyta; Magnoliopsida; Cucurbitales; Cucurbitaceae
Exons: 8
Coding region: 339-1280 (313 amino acids)
Cellular component (GO): membrane
Source: RefSeq, a predicted model, not a curated record
GUGUGAAUGGAUUAAAUCUCUCACGGCUUAAGAGAACAAAUGGUUUAGGCCAUGGUUGGGUUGGCAUGGCAUCGUAACGAAGGCCCAUAAUCGGAUCCAAUAGAGUCAACCAGUCAAGAAGCGACAAAUUGCAAGGUGCCGAAUCUGCUGAUUGGUAUUACCAACUGCAACUUCCUGCUUCUCUUCCAACCUCACAGGAAUCCAAAUUUAUGUGACCACUCCCCAUUAAUUAUAUCAUCAACAAUAACCAAACCCCAUUUCCCCAUUUGAUCUUAAGCCCAUCCUUCACCCAUUUCAGCUUGAGGGGUUGGAGGAUUCGUCUUUGAUUUCUCUUAAAAAUGUUCGAAUCGCCUGUGGAAGAAGGGUGGCGGUAUUGGGUCAGAUGGCAAGUGCCUGUUUGUGGUCUAAUAAUCGCCAUUCCAUGUGUUUUUGCUUUGAAAUUCAUAAGAAAGUCAAUGACUAAGCCUCUGCUUCUCUCUGAUUUGUGGUCUACUCAUUGGAGGCAUCUUAGUCCUUCAUGGCUUCUACUUUACAGGGCUUUUGCUUUUGUUUGCUGUGUUCAGUUACUGUAUGAGAUCGUUGCCUUACAUGGACCUUUUGUCUUCUUUUUCUACACUCAGUGGACAAUGGCUUUAGUAGCAAUCUAUUUUGCGCUGGGGACAGUUGUAUCUGCAUAUGGGUAUUGGUGUCCUUCCAGGAAAACCCGGUCCAAAACUGAGGAGGAUGUUAAACUCAUGGAAAAAGAUCUGAAAAAGAAUGUAGACAUUGUUAAAGAGGAUACCAUAAAAGUGCAAAACGAAUGUGCUCAACAGGAAUUUCAGGAGAAAGCAGGAUGUUUAGGAACUCUUAUGCAAAUGGCAUAUCUGGCAGCAGCAGGUGCUUCUGUAUUAACCGACGUAGUGUUUUGGUGCCUUCUCGUGCCAUUUCUACUUGGUGAAAAUUUCCAAGUCAGCCUGUUGAUUGGUUCCAUCCAUGCUCUGAACGCUGUUUUUCUUCUUGGAGAUACUGCUCUCAAUAGCCUUUCAUUUCCUUUCGGUGGUUUCGCAUACUUCGUGGCCUUCGGCGGUCUCUAUGUCAUUUUCCAAUGGACGGUGCACGCGUGCUGUGUAAAUUGGUGGCCAUAUCCUUUCUUUGAGCUCAGUACACCUUGGGCUCCUCUCUGGUACCUUGGCUUAGCAGUGAUUCACAUCCCCUGUUAUGGAAUAUAUGCUCUAAUUGUGAAGGCAAAAUAUUCACUUCUACCAAGAUUAUUUCCUCAUGCUUUUGUCAAAUCAUUUUAGUUCUCUCUUUCUCUCUCUAUAUAAUAAAUAAUAAUAAUAAUUAAAAGUGGCUGCUGUUA